Molecule: messenger RNA, 3787 nt
Organism: Oncorhynchus tshawytscha (Chinook salmon)
Lineage: Eukaryota; Metazoa; Chordata; Actinopteri; Salmoniformes; Salmonidae
Gene: map7b
Product: microtubule-associated protein 7b
Exons: 22
Coding region: 196-2589 (797 amino acids)
Biological process (GO): microtubule cytoskeleton organization
Cellular component (GO): microtubule cytoskeleton
Source: RefSeq, a predicted model, not a curated record
AUGAAGUGAACCCGCUGUAAGAGUCACACGGUAUUAAACCCCACUGUGUGUUCAUUUCAUUUCACCUGAGCUGCGGACUCUGAACUUGUGCCCAUACUGUCGUUGAUAAAGCCAAGGAAUGCGUACACGUCGUUCAGAAACCCGUAUUUAUCAGUAUGAUUAGCCUAUUCUUUAGGUGGGGGACGGAACAGGUGCAUGAACGGCGAUCAGAGAUGUGAUGGAAACAGAAGUGUGUGUUGUCCCCCACCUGUCCGCCAGGGGACCGGUUUCCCCCGUUCCACCGUCUCCAGGCUAAUCCCUCAGUCCACGUCAGGAAUGGCCGACCAGGACAGCAGCAACGCAUCUCCAGAGACACAAGUCUCUGACUCUCAGACCAAAGCAGAGGAGAGGAGAUGGUCGGGUCAGACCCAGUCCUCCACCCCGACUGUAACAUUAUCACCUACUCCCAGCAACAAUGCUGCUAACAAACCAGAGCCGUUGGUCCUCAAGAUCGACGAGCGACAGAGACUGGCCCGGGAGCGGCGAGAGGAGAGGGAGAAACAGACUGCUGCCAGGGAGGCUGUGUGGCAGGAGAGGGAGGAGAGGGCCAGACACUACUAUGACAAACACCUGGAGGAGAGGAAGAGGAAGAUGGAGGAACAGAGGAGGAAGGAGGACAGGAGACGGUCUGCUGUGGAGGAGAAGAGAAGACAGAACCUGGAGGAGGAGAAGGCCCGUCAUGAGGCGGUGAUGCGUCGGACGGUGGAGAGAAGUCAGAGAGCCAAACACACACCCAACCGCUGGUCCUGGGGCGGAGCACUGCCUGGAAACACACCUACCACACCCGGGGGUUUUGUCGAGUCGUCGUUCCUCUAUCCCCUCGACCUAGCAGGGCUGGAGCACCAUCUCCAAGGUGCAUUCAGUGUCUACCGCAGAUACGGCCUGAGCCACCAAUAUGCUGACAGACGGUCUGUGUCGACCAUGAACCUUUCUAAACAUGCAGCUGAUCCAGUUAUAACCAAGAGACUGUCCUACUCCUCUGCCACACUCUUACAUUCUCCAGACCGAGUGUUACAGAAAAGGACCUCUUCACCCUUACUUAACAAAUCACAGUCCGAACUCCGCCUACCAGGGGGAAAGACCGCCCACUACAAACCCCAAGGCAUGCGUUGUAUGCCGCUGACCCCGUGGGAGAACACAGUGGUCAAUCGUCUGCUACAGCCCACACACUCCUACCUGGCACGCAGCCGCAGCGCCAUGAGCCUGUCUGGAGACACAGGAGCCAUGCCUGUAUGUCCUCGCUCAGUGUCCUGCCACCCUAUGGGAUCUAUGUCCUUCAAGUCCAUCCAGUCCCAGCCUCUGACCGUCUGCCGCAGCCAAGAGCCACGCCUCCCCAGGGACAUGACCAACCGCAGGAGGACCACCGGCAACGCACCGGAUAAACAUAAGGACUUUGUCAGGAAGUCUUGGAGCAAUCUCUCCCUGCCUCUGACCACUCUUCCUCUGACCACACCUACUGCCAAGAGGUUCCGGUCACCAGGGAAACAGCAGACUAGAGUGACAACGCCCUCACCUGUCAGACCCCCCCAGAAGCUGUCCCUUCCUCCCUCCAGACCCCCCCAGAAGCUGUCCCCUCGCCCCUCCACCCCCAAGCAGCUACGGUCUCCCAGUGGAGAGGACUUGGGGAACCUCAGGCCCAGUAGGACAGUGCCAGAGAGCCUGUCUCUGAUUGGACUACAGGCAGGAGGACCUGAGGGAGACCAGGGGGCUGUGACCCCCUCCCAGCCCCGCCCCCAGAGCCUGGGCCAUCCCAAAGCCUGCCCCAGCACAGACACGAAGGACACACUGUCAGCAGUCAGCGAGAGUGUGGGCAGUUCCCCAGCCCAUAAGUCUACUGCAGGCACCACAGACCCAGAGGAGGCCACACGGGUCCUGGCAGAGAAACGCAGACAAGCCCGGGAACAGAGGGAGAGAGGGGAGGAGAGGAGAGGGAUACAGGAGGAGGCAGAGAGGUGUAGUAAGGCUGAGGAGAGACAGAGGAGAGAGGAGGAGGAGGAGAGGAGGAGGGAGGAGGAGGAGGAGGAGAGAGCCCAGCAGGAGAGAGAGGAGGCAGAGCGACAGCAGAAACAGAGAGAGGAGGAGGAAUGCCGUCAGAGGGAGGAUGCAGACAGACUGAGGAAGGAGAGAGAGAAACAUUUUCAGAAAGAAGAGGCUGAAAGGUUGGAGAGGAAGAAGCGGCUGGAGGAGAUCAUGAAGAGGACGCGUCGCUCAGAUCAAGUGGAGAAGAAAGCCACUCUUCAAAAGAACAUAGACGAAUCAGCGUCAAACUGUGAUUCUCCGGACCCCUCAGUGAGCCUGUCAGGGGCCGAGCACAGCGACCGCAACGGAGCCUCCAACCCUAACACUGACCCCAGCACAGCACUGCUGCCACCUGCUGACGAGAGGGAGAACGGGUUGUUUGAGGAGGUGAUAGUUCUCCCUGCUGACUCCAGACUUCCUCCUGGUGAGGAGCAGCAUGUACCUGCCACUGCGUUCCAGGAGAACGGGAUCGUAAAGCCGCUGCGUGAAGGAGUAGAUGACCCUCCAACACAACACACAGCAGAUGUCUGAUGGCUGGAAAACAGGAGAUGGUGAGAGAUGAAGGAGAGGUGGAGCCAUGGACAGGGCCUCCUGGUGUCCAGGUUUCUCCCCAUGUUACCAGAACCUCCUUCUCAAGACUUCUCACAGCAUCUUCUGGCCUGGAGAGAAUCUUUUCCCAACUCAACCUAGAGGUUUCUACAGGGGUGGAAGGGGAUAAUAAACCUAGAGGUUUCUACAGGGGUGGGAGGUAAACCUAGAGGUUUCUACAGGGGUGGAAGGUGAGGAGGUAAACCUAGAGGUUUCUACAGGGGUGGGAGGUGAGGAGGUAAACCUAGAGGUUUCUGCAGGGGUGGAAGGUGAGGAGGUAAACCUAGAGGUUUCUACAGGGGUGGGAGGUAAACCUAGAGGUUUCUACAGGGGUGGGAGGUAAACCUAGAGGUUUCUACAGGGGUGGAAGGUGAGGAGGUAAACCUAGAGGUUUCUGCAGGGGUGGAAGGUGAGGAGGUAAACCUAGAGGUUUCUACAAGGUGAGGAGGUAAACCUAGAGGUUUCUACAGGGGUGGAAGGUGAGGAGGUAAACCUAGAGGUUUCUACAGGGGUGGGAGGUGAGGAGGUAAACCUAGAGGUUUCUACAGGGGUGGAAGGUGAGGAGGUAAACCUAGAGGUUUCUGCAGGGGUGGAAGGUGAGGAGGUAAACCUAGAGGUUUCUACAGGGGUGGGAGGGGAUAAUAAACCUAGAGGUUUCUGCAGGGGUGGAAGGGGAGGUAAAGAAUAGUGUACACUACUGAUUCAUGUUUUAGUUUGAUUCUUAUUACUGUAAAGAAUAGUGUACACUACUGAUUCAUGUUUUAGUUUGAUUCUUAUUACUGUAAAGAAUAGUGUACACUACUGAUUCAUGUUUUAGUUUGAUUCUUAUUACUGUAAAGAUGAAAUGGGAUUUUUCUCACUCUUGCAUUUCUUCUGUAGAGCUUAAAAACAUUUCCUUUCUGUUUUUGCUAUUUUUUCUAUGACGAUCAGAUUGAGUGAUUGAUUAACCUCCCAACCCAAAGAUCCCGCCAAUUCACAUCGUGUCAGUGAUUUGAUUGGCUCCUCUCUCAAAGCUGCACGUUGUUGACGUCCCCUUCAGCCAGUCAGCAGGAAGGGGGGUUACCCCCUGUAACAGACAUCUCCUCCUCCUCUAGAUGACUCUGUAGUGAAGGAAGGGGGGGUUACCCCCUGUAACAGACAU